Messenger RNA from Dermacentor albipictus, 968 nucleotides. Its product is annotated as BOS complex subunit TMEM147. The record is from RefSeq and is a predicted model, not a curated record. Lineage: Eukaryota; Metazoa; Arthropoda; Arachnida; Ixodida; Ixodidae.
UAUCUGCAAUCGUGCGGGAUAACAACAUGGCGCCUUCCAUCCUUAUGAGGAAAAGAAGCCGGUUUUAAUAGGAUUCUGAAUAUUUCUGAGCAGUGCUCUGAAGAACCGUAAAAGUGCCCCUGUGGGGUUUGGUGGUUGACGUAAGGAAGGUAGUAUUUGAAGUGAUAUAAGUAAGAAUUAUAAUGACGUUGUUUCACUUCGGAAACUGCGUCGCCCUGGCAUACGUGCCGUAUCUUCUCACCUACAAGUACUCCGGAUUAUCGGAAUAUGGAGCGUUUUGGAAGUGUGUGCAGGCCGCAGCAAUGUAUAUCGUUAUGCAGCUCUGCAAGAUGUUGAUCCUGGCAACAUUUUUUCCACCCGGUGAUGUAUCCUCAGUUGGUGGAUUUGAUGUUCUUGGGGAGUUCCUCAAGGCCACUGUCGACCUGGCCGACCUUGUGGGCCUGCAUAUAGUGAUGACCAAGGUGGCUGGCAAAGGCGAGACUAAGUUCCUGGUAGCUGGUCUGGGAUGGGCCAGUGCAGAACUGCUCAUGACUCGUUUUGUGCCUCUUUGGGUCGGUGCCAGGGGCAUGGAGUUUGACUGGCGCUACGUGCAACUCAGUUUUGACUCUAAUAUUUCACUGGUUAACCACAUCACCACAGCCACCCUAGUUUGGCUAUGGAACCGACAUGACCUGCGCAAGGUGCACCUUCCCAUGGUGACAGUGCUACUUGCCAUCACCUGCUAUCGGUCAUUGCUCGUUGAGCUCAUGGUCCAAACCUUGGCAUUUGGUCCUUGGCUUGUCUUGGCUGUCAAACUCAUGGCAGCCAUCAGUGUCGGUCUCUGUGCUCUUCACAUCUACUUAAGCCUAACACAAAGCAUGAAUUCGUACUGAAGAUUUUCUUUCUUGCUUUGUGACCACAUACUGUCAUAGUCACCCCAUCUACAACCUUAAGUUUAUGUUCAGAAAUACAACGCUAUUUUUACAGUU